Molecule: messenger RNA, 1301 nt
Organism: Panicum hallii
Lineage: Eukaryota; Viridiplantae; Streptophyta; Magnoliopsida; Poales; Poaceae
Product: protein PAM68, chloroplastic
Exons: 1
Coding region: 86-715 (209 amino acids)
Source: RefSeq, a predicted model, not a curated record
CCUGGAGCCUGUCCCAUUCGCCUGUUAGAGAUAAGAUGCCCCGUUGCUGCAGCUAGUGAUUUUAGCUCGAAACGGGGCUCUCGCCAUGGAGCUGCCGCUCUCCCCUCCGCGCGCCCACGCCGCCCUCUUCUCCUGCGGCUCCGCGCCCAUCAUCUUCGGGCGCCGCUCCCACUCCGCCACGCCGAGGCGCCGCGCUUGGCCGCUUCAAGCCCGCAGGAACAAGAACUACCGGAGCGACGAGGACGCCGGCGGCGCCGCGGAGCCCAAAAUUAUCACCCUCGGCCGGCCGGGGAAGAGCCGGCGGCGCCGCAACAGGAAGCAGCAGCAGCGGCAGAAGGAUGAAGCCGACGACGGCGAUGAGGAGGAGGAGGAGGACGACGACGAGCGCGACGCGACGAUCCCGGAGGUGGUGACGAACCGGAUGAUGCGGCGCGUGGGGGUGUCGGUGGGCUUGCCGCUGGCGCUGGGCGUGGGCUUCUUCCCGGUGUUCUACUACCUCAAGGCGGUGCAGAAGGUGGACGUGCCGACGUGGAUCCCCUUCGGCGUGUCCUUCGUCUUCUUCGGCGCCGCGCUGCUGGGGGUCAGCUACGGCAUCGUGUCCGCGAGCUGGGACCCCGCCAGGGAGGGCUCCCUGCUCGGCUGGACCGAGGCCCGCCGCAACUGGCCCGUCUUCUGGGACUCGCUCCGGGGGCGCUCGCCUCCUCGCCGGGGAUAGGAUAGCUAGCUAAUCAAGGCCAGUAAUCCACCCUCUUAUCGUUCCUACAUUUUCUACAGUACUUGUCAUGGCCAUUCUUGCAGAGUACCUUGCGGUAGAUGUAGAGUGUUCUUGCGUUGAUCUUUUCAGGCUACAAGUGGUCUGAUAGCAUCUCAUUGCAUCGAUCAUGCUACAAGUGACCAGUUCACGCCUGUUGCCAAGAUGAAAUUAGUGCUCAACUUCAAUGGAUUCUUGGAACUUGGAAUUGCAAACUAGGCUGGGAGACUGUUCAUCUGUGCAACUGUUGUGCCAAUCGACCACCAUGCACCGCGCCGUCGUCGUGCGGAGACAGCGCCGUGCGUGCACGCAGCCAUGGCUCAGCUCGGCGUUGUUCCUUCCUUCUGCGGGAGUCCAAUAAUGCCGUGCUCUCUUAGUAAGAGACUCUUAUCCAUUACCCAUCAGUAGUAUAGCCUGUAGCAAACUCUGUUUUUUGGCGUUGCUGCAAUUGGGGAUCACUUGAUAUUUUUUUUGUAUCAAUUCUAGUAUAUCUUCGUUCACUCUUCUCCACGUCCAUUGCAAAUAACUUCAAACACAAAGAUUUCCGAUA